UGUCCCUGUCGUUGCGACAGAGACGGAGGUUUUGAACGACAUGACUGAAGAAAAUAAUACGGCAGCAACAGUUACCUACCAAACGGAGCACAGCAACAUCACUGUUCCAACCACACUUGGACACGAAGAUGAGGAUAUUCAUAAAUGUGGCAGAUGUCUGGAGGAGUUCUCUGCUCUUGAUGCUUUUGUCCAACAUAAACUCAGCAGGAGCUGCAAGCGUCCUACUCCAGACCAUCAGACAAAUAUUGAUCAUGAUGAAGUUGUUUCUACUGAGGUGACACUAAGUGAAAAUGGGUGCUCAUCCCAUGAGACAGGGGCAUCCAACACAGGUAAAAAGAGAGGCCGUUCGGCAAGAGAGGAUGGGAGCGCCAAACUGGUUUUAAAGUUAAACAAAGAGGGACGAUACAUCUGUGACAUGUGUGAUAAGACUUUUAAAACGACUAAUAUCCUGAGAACGCACGUGUUUACGCACACCGAUCAGAAGGACUUUAAGUGUGAAAUAUGUGAGACUGCGUUCAGGACCAAGGGUUCAUUGAUCCGCCACAAACGUCGACACACAGAUGAGCGUCCAUACCGCUGUAAUCAGUGUGGGUUGGCGUUCAGAGAGUCCGGAGCUCUAACGAGACAUCAGAAGUCUCUCACACCUUGUACCGAGAAGAUUCGUUUCAGCCAAUGUAAAGAGAUACUUGUCAGCAAAGAUGGAGUUCGUAAAGUUCAGCAGGUUCCUCCUGACCCAGAGAAGAAGCAGCUUCCUGUGUUGAGUGUGGUGGAAGCUGGCCAGGAGAUCAUCCAGAUUCAGGUUGUAGACGAUACAGGACAAGUGCAACAGAUUGUGUCUCAGCCUCAGACUGCAACUGUGGUUGGCGCAGACAAUCUAAUCUGCCAGGCCAUUAUCAACUCUGGCAUAAUACUGGAAACAGAAACCACAGAGGUGGCCAAUCAGGCAGAGGCUCAGUCACCUAUAGAAGCCCUGGAGACUCCUGAUGCUGUGGCUAAACUCACAGAGAUCCAUGUGACAGAAGAGUGUGUGGAGACAGUAGCCGAGGAGACACUGGAUUCCUCCAUAAAGGAAGGAGAACCUUCUGAAUCGAAAUCACACAAAUGCCCUCACUGUGAGUGCAUGUUCAAGACAUUGGCAUACCUGCGAGUUCAUGUGAAAGGGCAUGUUGGUUACAAGCCAUUCAAAUGCUUAAUAUGUCAGAAGGAGUUCCUGACAGGCUACGUUCUAAAAAAACACAUGGAGACGCACGUUAGUGAGCGGCGCUACAAAUGUGGAGAAUGUGGCAAACUGUUUAAAGCCAUUGGACAUGUGCGGGAACACAUAAGAGCUCAUUCAGAUGAACGGCCAUAUCACUGCAACUUCUGCAACAAGAGCUACAAGACCAAGAAUGCUCUGCAGGUGCACCAUCGUACUCAUGCGGAUGAAAAGCCGCACGUGUGUCCGCACUGCUCCCAUGGGUUCCGGGAAAAGAGUUCUUUGGUGCGGCACAUUCGACAUCAUACGGGAGAAAAACCCUUCAAGUGCUCGAAAUGUGGGCGGGGCUUUGCUGAACAUGGAACGCUUAACCGUCACAUACGAGCUAAAGGAGGCUGUUUUGCUGUGCAGCAGAAGGACUCUGAACACACAGGGAGCUCUGAGGAGCAGGAGGUGACCACAGAAAGCAUCUCCACCACCACAGUAUCAGAGGAUCCUCACGCUGUCCUGGUGGCAUUCUCCUCAGUAGUGGCCGACACUCAGGAAUACAUCAUAGGGGCUCCAUCUGAGGAAGCAACUCAUGAGGAGGCCGUAGCAAUAAUCCAAGACAAUCAGCAGCCGUUGGACAGCAACAUCAUGAAGGUGGUGCAACAGAUCAUGAGCCAAUCACAUGGAGGCCACCAGAUCAUCGUGCGUAACGUGUCCCCCGACGAAACCCCCGGCAUAUCCGACUGCGGAGACACCAUCACCAUAGCCACACCGGAGAGCUUGACUGAACAGGUGGCCAUGACCCUGGCUAAUGCCAUCAGUGAAGGCACCAUUCUUACCACUACCGCAGAGGGCACUGAUGAGACUCCGCAGACCACAGUUACCAUCGUAGCGAGCGAGAACAUUGAGACAAUUGAACAGGAGGAGCAAUACAUCAUUGCUUUGCCGGAUGAAAUGGAAAUUCAGACUGAGGUAGUGGUCUAAGAUGGCAUACAACUAAAAGGUUUUAUUUUUUUGGUAGGUCAACAGCCAGGGUGAAGCAUUUCAGUUCUUUUGAGGCCUUAUUCUUCAUAGUGCUACACAUAUUUUGGACUUCAAACAAGCAAGUGGAAGCCCAUUUGUCUUGUAAAUUGUGCUUGGGGAAAAUGUCAGUAUUAAUAAGGUUGUCUUUGGGUUUUAAAUGGGCUACAUGUUUUUCUAAAUAAGCAUAUUGUAGUUUGCAACAGAUAGUAAAACCUAAUUAAUGUGUUUGUUCUAUUGAUAUAUUUUCAGUCAUUAUAUAUAAACUUCUGUGUACAACUGAACUGUCAUUUUAAUGACUCUCCCAUAACAAAUUCCUGUCAGGUUGAUUUGCAUAUACUUAUACACCGAUCAGCCACAACAUUAAAACCACCUGCCUAAUAUUGUGUAGGUCCCCAUCGUGCCGCCAAAACAGUGCCAAAUUGCAUUCAGAGAUGAUAUUCUUCUCACAAUUGUACAGAGUGGUUAUCUGAGUUACCGUAGACAUUAUCAAUUCGAACCAGU
Messenger RNA from Xyrauchen texanus (razorback sucker), 2707 nucleotides. Its product is annotated as transcription factor E4F1-like. The record is from RefSeq and is a predicted model, not a curated record. The transcript has 14 exons. The coding region runs from base 41 to 2167 and encodes 708 amino acids. NCBI's taxonomy places the organism in Eukaryota, Metazoa, Chordata, Actinopteri, Cypriniformes, Catostomidae.